Molecule: messenger RNA, 513 nt
Organism: Entamoeba invadens IP1
Lineage: Eukaryota; Evosea; Mastigamoebida; Endamoebidae
Exons: 1
Coding region: 1-513 (170 amino acids)
Source: RefSeq, a predicted model, not a curated record
AUGAUAGUCUCUAAGUAUUUUAAAAAAAUCAACGACUUCAUUAACUUAGAGUUGUUAUGCAAGAAGUUUAGUGGCAAUAUGGAGAAGUUUCAUUUCAACCCGAUUUCGUUGAAUUUCAAAACAUUUGAAUACUUUUCAAACAUCGAGACACUUCACUUAUGGAAUAUAGAAGAUAAGACCUUUGGUAAUGGAUUUAUGAACAACACAAAAGAAAAUAAAGAUUGUGAAAAUAAAACUGUUUUAAAAAAAGAAUUUUAUCGAAUCAUCGUGUGGUAUUGUGUUGAUUUUGAAACUGUUAACAGAAACAAAAGUCGAAACAUCGAGUUUAAAAAUGUUACUUACACUAAAAACGAUAGAAAGAAAUUUGGUAAUAACAUACCAUCGAGUGUUACAUCAAUUGGUGAAUAUUGUUUCUAUGGAUGCAGAAGUCUAAGCAGUGUUACAAUACCAUCUAGUAUUACAUCAAUUGGUGAAUAUUGUUUUCUAUCAGAUACAGUCGUCCAUCGAAAUUAA